UGUUGGCGCUAUAUAAUGAAGAGAAACGACAGCUUCGUUCUAUGUUGCGGUAAACAAAGUGCAGUGACAGUGAUACGGUUCUUCUGGAAACGAAGGCUUUUGACCAACUCGGUUCGUAUUAAACAGCCACAUCCUGAGAUGAAGCUGGCAAUACUCCUGGCAGUGUGUUGCCUCAUAUUUGGCGUCCACUCGUCUCCGAUCGUCACGGUAAACUCGGAUAGUCAGCCGACCGGCGAUGUGUCCAACAGCGGCGAAGUGGAAUCAGGACGACAGGCUCCGGCAGACGCUGGUCCGGCUCCAGUGCCUGCUCCGGACGAUGACGACGAUGACGAUGAUGAUGAUGACGAUGACGUAGACCUAGACAUUACUGAGGACGACGAUGACGACGAGGACGACGAAUCCAAAGACGAUGAUGAUGAUGAUGAUGAUGAUUAUUUCGAAAGAUUCUUCGAUGAUAUUUUAGGAGAUGACGAUGAUGAUGAUGAUGACGAUGAUGACACCCCUGUUCAGUCGCCUGCAGCCUCUGCAACACCCGUUGCCCAGGCAACGCCCCAGCUGGUUUCUCAACAGGCCGCAAAGCCGAUAAACACUGUAGUGUCCGCGGACUAUUCUUCUCUCGACUAUACAGCCCCUGGUGAGACAUUGUCUGCAGUAUCUGAUUCCUCCGGAGCCAACGCCGACUCCGGAGUCGCUCCCGUGUACGACGACGUCGGCCCCGAAGAACAGGCGGUCGGAAGCUUUUCCCAGAACGACAACAACGCUCCCGGAGGACUCGACUUGACUCCUGACAAUACUGACACACUGAAACCGGAAGCCAUUCCGCCAGCUAGCAGUGGCGCGACAUCUGACGAGGACGAUGAUGACGAUGAUGAUGAUGAUGAUGACGACAUUGAUGUAGAUUUAUACGAUGACGAUGAUGACGAAGAUGACGAUGACGACGACGACGAUGAUGAUGAUGACGAUGAUGACGAAAUCGAGGAUGUUGUUGGUGAUGAUGUCAUUGAAGCUAAGAGAUCACGUUCGCUUGAGGCCAACAGUGGUAAUGCUGUUCCCCCUGUUUAUAUCACCAAGUACAAUCGCUUUGUGGACAACAUCUUGGAAAGAAUAAACAGAAUCCUGAGGAAGAACUAUGAACCUGUUAAUGUUCGUCUUCAUAACAAUAACAACAAUAAGAAGAAAAACACCAACAAGAACAACAACAAUAAAAAGAAAAACAAGAACAGGAACAGGAGGAGGCGUCCAAAUGCUAAUAAGAAAGGAAAUGGGAGAACUGGUCACAGGUCGGAGGACAUCUCACGAUCUACCACGGAAGCUAUAGAGGCAACAAUGAAUGAGUCUGUGGCAGCCAUCUCAGCACAACUGAUAGUACAACCACCUAAUGAAGAACAAGUGACUCCUGUCCAAGAUCUCAACUCUACUGAUGCAGCAACAGUACUUUCUAACGCUACUGCCACAACCACAGAACUAGCAACAACAAAACGGUCAUCUGAUGAUGGGAUGAUUAGUCGAGCAAGACCGCAACAACAUCGCAAUAAAAAUGACAACAAAAAAACAAAAAAGAAUAAGAACAAGGGAAGACAGCGCCCUGGUGCUAAGGCAACUUUAUAUGGUUUGUCCUCCAUACAUCGAGAAGGUGAUGUCGCAGUUAACAUGAUGAGCUCACACACUACUGUUAAGACAAAGUUUACGGUUGGGCCUCUGAUCCUCAAAGUAGAGAAAGAGUUUGGCCGUGGCGCUAAGAAAAAUAUCAGAAGUGCGACAGCCACAACAACAGAAAUGAUAGGAAAGUUAAAUCUGAGAGUUUUACAUGGUGGAGCAGCCACUCUUCACUCAAUCAGAGUGAUGCAACCCAAACAGGUGCGCGUGGAGAGUUCAGAUGACCAUGACAAAACCCGAGAAUAUGUUUGGAGGCGUUCAAGUCAUAUUGCUCGAGUUGUGUCACAGAAAUUGAUAAAUGCAACAAAAUCUAUGCUGCAACCACCACCAAUUCCAAAUAACAGCAUUAUAGCAUGACUAACCGAUCUCUUUUAAAAUUUCCACAACAUAUUCUAUAUAUCACACCAUAAUUUGAUCCUGUUUGAUACUCAUAGCCAUUGAUAACUUUGACAAAUACUUUAUAUUUAUCUAUGCUCAUUUUUUGAUAUUAUAAGCAUUAUUUAUGUAUUUAUUUAAAUUACAUGUUUUACUC
Zootermopsis nevadensis is the source of this 2188-nucleotide messenger RNA. RefSeq lists its product as uncharacterized. The record is from RefSeq and is a predicted model, not a curated record. Lineage: Eukaryota; Metazoa; Arthropoda; Insecta; Blattodea; Termopsidae.